Penicillium samsonianum is the source of this 3822-nucleotide messenger RNA. RefSeq lists its product as uncharacterized. The transcript is spliced from 3 exons. Gene Ontology annotation, cellular component: fungal-type vacuole membrane; cytoplasm. The record is from RefSeq and is a predicted model, not a curated record. NCBI's taxonomy places the organism in Eukaryota, Fungi, Ascomycota, Eurotiomycetes, Eurotiales, Aspergillaceae. The coding region runs from base 1 to 3744 and encodes 1247 amino acids. Gene Ontology annotation, biological process: autophagy; vesicle-mediated transport; endosomal vesicle fusion.
AUGAUGGCUUCAGACGAUGGAAUUGGUCCCCGCAAGAGGCGCAAGACCAGUCCUCCAGGGACCGUACCUUAUUUGUUACAUUCCCUCUUCGAGGACGUGCCAUUAGCGACUGAGCAUAGCUCCGAUGUCUACAUCACCUGUGUUGAAUACUGGAAUGAAAAUCUAUACAUCGGCACCUCUGCAGCCGAGAUCUUGCACUUCGUUUGCCUCCCGCCAGCAUCCCCAGACGAAGCCGCCGAGCCUACCUUUAUAUUGGCAUCCCGAUUACCGAUCCUAUUCGCCCAGAGUCCCCCAGCGGGCAGUGAUCAAGAAGGUGUUCGACAAAUAGUUGUCUUAUCCUCAGUGAAUAAGGCAUGUGUCCUCUGCAAUGGCACUGUUACAUUCUACAUGCUGCCGGAGCUCAGCCCGGCUUUUGGAGCCACAAAGGUCAAUAACUGCCGCUGGAUCGGUGGGUUGGAUCUCAACUGGGAUACAGAGGAAGGCGAGGAUCCGACUAUCAUGAUUGCUGUGCAGAACAGGAUCAUGCUGGUCCAGAUUGGGGAUGAGGCGCGACGGAUUAAGAAGAUCGAGUUUCCUGGUUGCUUAACUGCGGCGCGACGAGGAACGAUCGCAUGUGCUGCGGAUACACAUUCAUACUCAUUACUUGAAGUGGCGCACCAGCAGAAGAUUCCGCUCUUCCCAAUAUCCUCUUCGAAUGAGGUCUUUGAGUCGGGGCACGUGGAAGAUAUGAACCCAGCACCACGAACUCCGCUCAAACGUUCACCCUCUUCCUCUUACCCUACCUCCCCACCGAGUGAUGCUUCAGGACAUGGCAGAAGCACUAGUUUGAAUACCUUUGUGGGAAUGCUCUCACCACAGGCACAAGCGGCCCAGUUAGAUAGAUCGCCGUCAGGGACGCCUGAUCCUUUCACAUCUACCGGGGAACCCAGAAGAUCAAGCUCGGAGGAGCGAGAGGGGAAGAGCUCCCCCAAGCCCCCCAGUGACCAAGAGCCAGACAAUACGUCUCCCACAAACGACAGCUUGAAGCCCUUACCACCUCUACCUCCGCCAACAAAGGAAGGCUCGAAGCGUCUCCAGCCUCAUGUGGUGUCCCCAACGCCUUCUGAGUUUCUACUUGUGACCGGAACCGAGGAAACAGAACCGGGCGUUGGAAUGUUUGUCGACAUGGACGGUGAAGUUGUUCGGGGCACAAUCAACUUUCACAGAUUCCCAAAGUCGGUUGUGAUUGAUACAAACGAGAAUGACGAAAUGUUCCAGGCUAGUGAAGAGGCUAAAGAGGAGUUUGUUCUCGCUGUAAUCGAAGACGAAGACGCUGGGAAGUCUCGAACAAGACUUGAAAUCCAACGUUGGGACGACGACCCAGGGGAGAUUGAGCGGACCAAGAGUUGGUUGGAGAUACCAUCUCCUGAAGAGACACAACCUACUCAAGUCGGCCUCCGACAUACCCUCAGCCCUAGCCAUCUUGAGCUCAACAAAAUCGGGCAGCUCUUGCGGAUGGUCCGCCUCAAAAGCCCCACGCUGCCCCCGCAUGUGUCAGUAGCAGAUUCAAGAACCCAGGCAUCUAUCGAGCACUCCCAAAAGGAGAAAGAGCUGUUCGAUUUACCAGAAUUAACCGACUCGGAGGGUUCCAAAAAAGGCGACGGUUCAGCAAGCCAGGGCUGGGAGACUCAACGCGAUGCAGAAGAGGCAAAAUUUGCACAUGGAUUGGGCAAAGUCCAAAGCAGUCUUGUCAUGUGGUCUGGAUCUCAAAUAUGGCGCGUACUGCAGAAUCCAUUGAUAGUCCAGCUGGAGGAUACCUUGCAAAGGGCCCAGGAGACGGAAGAGAGCGAGCAUACGGUGCUGCGUAGGGAUGUCAUUCUGGAUCUGCUGCUCUCCGUCCAGGACACCGAGCCAAAGACCGAGGCCGAGUUCAUUGGAUUGAGCUAUGUGAAACAAAAGGCCAGCCUUAUGCUUUACGGAGAUCUUCUCUCCAUGCAGCCUGACGACCGCAAUGCCACAGCAAUCGAUGGCACCGAAAAAGCGCUACUGGCAGGUAACCUCGACCCGCGUUUGGCAUUGCUGUUUAUUCCUCUGUUACGAUGUGAGGUUUUGCAGGGGCCUCAGGGUAUAUGGAUACACGCUGGGCUGGCAAGCAUGGCGGAAAAAUAUAUUGAACAGGUCGGAAAGAUAGGCGUUGAAUCCUCUGGAUUGGAUGCUUCUCGCAGUCCUGUUCUCAACAUGGUGAAACGGUUCCUUCUCUCCUGGCAGCAGAAGCGGGGAUAUGGUAGUAUCACCGAUGAGACAUAUGUUUUGGAUAGCACAGAUGCCGCGCUGUUGCACCUGACCUUGGAACAGGAUGCCUACCUGACUCGAGAUCAGCGAGCAGCGUCGCCAAUUCGCCCUGAGUUGAAUAGGCUGGUCGACAAUUGGAAAGGCAAUUUCGACCGAGCAGUGAUGCUCUUGGAAACAUACAAGCGGCUCUAUGUGCUAAGCCGUUUAUACCAAAGCCAAAAGAUGUCUCGAAAUGUCCUCAAAACAUGGCGACGAAUCGUCGAUGGGGAGACUGACGCUGGUGGAGAGGUCUCCGCAAAUGGCGUGGAGACGCAGAUGCGCAGGUACUUGGUCAAGAUCAAGGACGUUCAGCUGGUCGAAGAGUAUGGCUCUUGGCUGGCUGAGCGAAACCCCAGUCUGGGCAUCCAGGUAUUCGCAGACAAUGCCAGCCGUGUUAGACUGGAACCGGCGGAUGUUGUUGCUUUACUCAAGGAGCGAGCUCCAAAUGCGGUCCAGGUCUACCUAGAGCACCUGGUAUUUGCAAAGAAUUACACGCAAUAUGCCGACGACCUGAUCUCAUACUACUUAGACACGGUACUCUCCGUACUCGAGUCAUCCCCCGAAGCACGAACUUCUUUAGCCGAGUCCUACUCAACCUAUCGAGCCCUGCGUGCCCCCAAACCGACAUACCUAAACUUCAUAACCGAAAACACCCCCGCAGAGCCCUGGUGGCAGUCCCGACUCCGGUUACUUCAGCUGCUGGGUGGAAUCUCCAGCUCCCAAUUCACCUCCCAACCCCUCCCAACAGGAAUCAGCUACUCAAUCCCCAACGUCCUCACCCGCAUCGAGCCAUUCCAGAACGAGCUAGUCUCGGAAUGCAUUAUCCUCGACGGCCUACAAGGCCACCACGGACCGGCCCUCCGUCUCCUCACACACGGGCUAGGCGACUACGACUCCGCAAUCCGCUACUGUCUCUUCGGCGGCCCGCGCAGCUCUUCUUCCUCUUCAACAGGCACCCCGCCAGAACUAGCAGACUACACCCUACAGUCAACGCUCUUCCGCCACCUACUCGACGAGUUCCUGCACAUUGAGGAUCUGUCAGACCGCAUCGAGCGUACAAGCGAUCUCCUCGCGCGCUUCGCUGCAUGGUUCGAUGUCCGUGAAGUCCUCGAUCUUGUUCCGGAGGACUGGAGCGUUGAUAUUCUCGGCGGCUUCUUCGUGCACGUUUUCCGCACCCUUGUAUCGCAGACUCGCGAGACGCGCAUCGAGCGUGCCCUUAGCGCGGGUCUGAAUCUGCGCAUUGGUGCCGAGUAUAUCGAUGGUAUGGAGAAGGUCGGGCCCUGGGUCGAGGAGGAAGAGGGUGUGAGAAGGUUGAAGGAUGCAGAGCCGCGGCAGGUUUCCUUGCCAACUGAUGACCCCAGUGAUGGUGCUUCUGAUGACUCUGCUGAGUUUGGAGAUACGGUGGGGCCUACAUCUGGGGAAGUGGGCCAGUAGAUCGGUGAUCAGGGGGAGUAUACAGGAUUGUGAAUAUGUUAUGUUGGCUUUUAAUCUAUGAUACCUACGCAGUUUGCU